This is a messenger RNA of Engraulis encrasicolus (European anchovy), 2187 nucleotides long. It is a transcript of the gene ddah2, whose product is annotated as DDAH family member 2, ADMA-independent. Lineage: Eukaryota; Metazoa; Chordata; Actinopteri; Clupeiformes; Engraulidae. The transcript is spliced from 6 exons. Bases 929 to 1819 code for a protein of 296 amino acids. Gene Ontology annotation, biological process: arginine metabolic process; positive regulation of nitric oxide biosynthetic process. The record is from RefSeq and is a predicted model, not a curated record. Gene Ontology annotation, molecular function: dimethylargininase activity; amino acid binding.
GAUUAUCGGAUUAUUAUCGUCUGAUGUUGGCGUAUUUUUAAUGUGUGAGACUAGAACGAUGGGGCGCCUUGGAUGAGAGGAAUGGGGGAUGGGGGGAUGAGGUAUUGAGAGGACGGAUGGAGCCGGGUGAGCAGACGGAGAAAGAGGAGAGAGAAUAACGGGAAAGAGAGAGGGAGAGAGCAAGAGAGUGGGAGCCUUUGGAAAGGAAACAGAGGAAGCUACGGGAAGGAAACACCGUGAGUUUUCUUUGGGUUAAGACAUCGGUUUCCUCUAUUUUACGCGUUUAAACUAUUCAGUGUCAACAUCCGUCCGUUUUCUGCUCUCCUCCAGGUGGUAAUCAAAACCAAGAGGAUCCUGCGAACAGUGUUCGAACAAAAGUGCUUGGGAUCCCUUUUUCGCCACACCGUUUGUGAAAAGCACCAAAAGAAGUCUGUGUGUGAGUGUUUAUUCCUACAUGAGCCUGUGUGAAGAGGUGGGCUUGGUCUCUUCUCUUCUCAGUGGAAUGUUCCUCUGAAUUCUAGACUCCCUGUGGAGGAACACUCUCAUUCCAAGAGAUCUGUUCAGCUCCCAGCUCAGCUGGCUGGCCUGUCACACCACUUCACAUUUUACAUUCUGUGCUCCACGCUCUACACUCUAUGCUCUACGUUCCAUGUUCUACAACUCUUGGCUUUGAAAAGACUCUGGAGCACUCGCUUUCUCCCCACCACACAGUCCAGGUGGACGGACACUAGAAGAACGAUCCACGACUCCAGGCCCCAAAACCUCACACACAGACAGGCAGGGAUACAUGUGGUGUAUGGACAACAGAAGACCAUAAACUAAGUCUCCAACACACACACACACAAACACACACUGCAAACUUAGACCAGACACACCACUGUCGUUUUUUUCAUAGUAUCCCCACGUUCCACCACCAAAUCCUGAAGACAUGGCCAACGUGUGUUCGUACGGACGUUUCACGCAUGCCAUCGUGCGAGGCAUCCCAGAAUCCUUUGGGAAGAGCGCCAGUGACAGCAGCAGCGGCAACAGCAGCAACAAGGGCUCGGACCCCUCCACAGAGCUGGCCAAGGCGCAGCGGCAGUUCGGGGUGCUGACGGGGGCCCUGAGGCAGAAGGUGGGCCUGCAGCUGAUCGAGAUCCCCCCGGACGCGGAGCUGCCGGAGAGCUGGAGGAUCGAGGACGUGGCCGUCAUACAGGGGGACACGGCACUCAUCACCCGGCCCUGGAAGCAGCAGAGGCGCGGCGAGGCGGAGGCGGUGCGGCGGGUGCUGUCUGAGCUGAACCUGACGGUGGUGGAGAUGGGGGAGGAGGAGGGGGGCUCUGGGGGCGCCACGCUGGAGGGCAGCGACGUGCUCUUCACAGGACGAGAGUUCUUCGUGGGCAUCUCCAAGCACACCAACCACCGCGGGGCCGAGGUGCUAGCGGACACCUUCAGGGACUUUGCGGUGUCGACUGUGCCAGUGUAUGGCGGGUGCCGGCUGAAGAACAUCUGCUCCAUGGGGGGUCCAGACACCAUCAUCAUCAACAAUAGCGAAGGAGCCCGCAAGACACUCAGGAUGAUGGAGCAGCUGACUGACCACCACUACGAGGUGCUGACGGUGCCAGAGCAGGCUGCCGCUAACUGCAUCUACAUCCGCGGCCCUGCUAAAGUGGACUACCUGCUCCACCCCACGGCUGAGGAGUGCCCAGACAGCAUCAGCGCCUUCCAGAAGCUUCCGGACUACACGCUGCUCCCCACCGCCUGCAGUGAGGCCUCUAAGCUGGGGGGAGCUCUCUCCUCAUGCUGCCUUCUCAUCAACAGGAAGCCCCAUGCUUACUAACACUCACACACACACACAGAUCACUAGCCCCAUAAUUAAAACAAUCACACACGCAAACACUGCACAGUACACGUCACAUAGCAGCAGCAUGGUGGAGCCACAGGCCCACCCUCAUCUCAUCUCACACACGCAGUAAACAGAUCUCUCUCGCACACACACUCCACAACUGUUUCUUCUGAGCAUAAAAACUUUUAAAGUCGCUAUGAGGAAAAACAAAUAUUUUUUCCCUCAACCAUACUUUUGCGCUGUAGGUCUUUUCCAUAAUGGAAUUUCCAAUAACUCAUGUAAUCAGUUGAGGAGUAUUCACCAUUUACAUUUGACAUUGUUUUUGUAUUGUUUUAAAUGUACAUUGUUAUGUGACUGCUGUA